Molecule: messenger RNA, 387 nt
Organism: Procambarus clarkii (red swamp crayfish)
Lineage: Eukaryota; Metazoa; Arthropoda; Malacostraca; Decapoda; Cambaridae
Source: RefSeq, a predicted model, not a curated record
AUGGUGAGUGUGACAGACCGUUGCUGUGAUGACACAGCAGGUGAUGAUGAGUGUUGUCAGAUGGUGAGUGUGAGAGACCGUUGCUGUGAUGACACAGCAGGUGAUGAUGAGUGUCGUCAGAUGGUGAGUGUGACAGACCGUUGCUGUGAUGACACAGCAGGUGAUGAUGAGUGUUGUCAGAUGGUGAGUGUGGGAGACCGUUGCUGUGAUGACACAGCAGGUGAUGAUGAGUGUCGUCAGAUGGUGAGUGUGGGAGACCGUUGCUGUGAUGACACAGCAGGUGAUGAUGAGUGUUGUCAGGAUGACGUCGGAAAGUUAAUCAUGCGAGUAAAGACUGACAAGGAAUAUAAAAGACUGCAAGAAAAACGUGAUAAUCUGUGCGAGUGA